This is a messenger RNA of Danaus plexippus (monarch butterfly), 2955 nucleotides long. RefSeq names its product lamin-C-like. The record is from RefSeq and is a predicted model, not a curated record. Lineage: Eukaryota; Metazoa; Arthropoda; Insecta; Lepidoptera; Nymphalidae. Bases 130 to 1974 code for a protein of 614 amino acids. The transcript has 10 exons.
CACGUGACCAUUCUCGCUUGGGUUUAUAAAGUUGAAGAAUUUGUGUUCUACGCUUGGCUUCAUUAGUUGUCUCGUAUUACAAAUCUUAUUGUGUAUUUGUUGUUUUUGUGACUGAAAAAGCAUUGCAAAAUGUCAUCAAAAUCAAAAAAGACUGUAACAUCAUCGACCAAUAUAAGUGUUGUGUCUUCAGUGCAAAGCCCUCCUCAAUCAAGCACUCCUGUUGGUAGCCGCCCUUCUAGUUCAGCCGGUCGCCCCAAUAGCCCGUUAAGUCCAACAAGACAUACUCGUCUACAAGAAAAAGAUGCGUUACAAAAUCUUAACGACCGCCUCGCAGCUUAUAUCGAUAAGGUUCGCCAGCUCGAAAGUGAAAAUUCAGGGUUACGCCGUGAGAUACAAACAACACAGGAAGUGGUUACACGUGAGGUUUCCAACAUCAAGGGAAUGUAUGAGCAUGAAUUACAAGAUGCCAGAAAACUCUUAGAUGAUACCUCCAGAGAAAAAGCCAAAUUGGAGAUAGAUUUGAAGAGACUGUACGAGGAAAAUGAUGACCUGAAAAAGCGCCUAGAUAAGAAGACCAAGGAUUGUCAGCAGGCUGAAAAUUUGGCGCGUCACUAUGAGACCCGUUUCACCGAGGAGAGCAACAAAUAUAACACAGCACUCGCAGACAAGAAGAAGGCUCAAGAUGAGGCCAGGGAUCUCGCCAAGGAGUUGGAGAAAUUGCGGAAGGUGUACGCUGAAGCGCGCAAGACCUUAGAAGAUGAGAUGCUGUGUCGCAUUGAUAUGGAGAAUACGGUGCAGAGCCUCAGAGAGGAGCUGUCCUUCAAGGAACAGGUGUUCCAGCAGGAGAUGCAGGAGACGCGCACCAGGAGACAGGUGGAGAUCUCCGAGAUCGACGGACGCCUGGCCCAGCAGUAUGAGGCGAAACUGCAGCAGAGUCUUCAGGAACUACGCGAGCAACAGGAAGCUAACAUCAAGGCGAAUCGUGAUGAAAUAGAGGCCUUAUACGAGAACAAGUUGAAGAAUCUACAAUCGGCGGCUACUCGUAACAACACAGCUGCGACCGUGGCCGUCGACGAGCUCAGGACCAUGCGGACAAGGAUCGACUCGCUGAACAGUACCCUCAACGAUCUGGAGAACAAGAACGCUGCUCUCAGCAACCGCUGCCGCGAACUCGAACGCCAACUAGAAUCCGAGCGAGCUCGUCACGCCGAGGACCUGGCGUCCCUGGAACAAGAACUGGCGCGGCUGAGAGACGAGAUGGCGUCUCAGCUCAGGGAGUACGCCACACUCAUGGACAUCAAGUGCUCGCUGGACCACGAGAUCGCCACCUACCGCGCGCUCAUCGAGGGCGAGGAGGACAGGUUGAACCUCACGUCUCAGUCCCCCGGCCGUGAGUCCCGUGCGUCCAUGAGCGCCUCAGGUAGUGGUCGCGUCACACCAGGUCGGCGGGCGACUCCUCUCCGCGCCGCUCGUAAGCGCACCUUGCUAGAUGAAAGUGAAGAACGCAGCCUUCAAGACUUCAGCGUCACGUCCAGCGCUAAAGGAGACCUGGAGGUCGCCGAGGCCUGCCCAGAGGGAGCGUUCGUCAAGAUCCGCAAUAAAGGAAAGAAGGAGCUGAGCUUGGGCGGAUACCAGAUCCUUCGCAAGGCUGGUGACCAGGAGACUCUGUUCAAGUUCCACCGAACAGUGAAAUUGGAGCCGGGCGCGGUUAGUACGGUGUGGUCGGCGGACGUGGGAGCCCAUCACGACCCGCCCACCAGCAUCGUUAUGAAGGAACAGAAGUGGUUCGUGGCCGACUCCUUCGUUACAUCGUUACUUAAUAAUGAUGGAGAAGAGGUAGCGGUGUCCGAGAGACAACGACGACAGAUAAGUACAAGUGCGCAGCGACACCGGGAACUAGCACACAAGUUCCCACGUCGCGAACAGCAACUGGGCGAAAUUCGUGAAGGUGAAGAGAAUUGUCGUAUUAUGUAAGGAAGAAAAGAUACAUCGCUCGAUCAACGACAGUGCGGUUUCUUCUACACGGCGCCUCCAAAUCUCUCUUAGGUUUCAAUUUCGCCCCGUGGGCCACUUCCCGUCUGGAUCGUAUCCGGUACUGACAUGAGACUAUGGAUGGGCAAAUCUUAGGUACCUUAGUACAAAUCACAAUGUAUGCCAUAGUGUUACCGCUUCCAUAAUCCGAACCUUUCCCAUCUGUGGUGCCAUUACAGUGCCUUCUAAAUUAUGAAUUUGUCAUUUUGACGAAAGAUUUACAUCACUUAUAUAAAAGUUAAUGUACAAUUUUACAUAUUUUUUUGUGUAAUUAGAAAGCUCACUGCCAUUAAUUGGCUACUCACAUAAAUGAUUGUGGACACAGUACAAAAAUAUGUUCACAGUGUUGUUAUUGAUAAGAAUAGAUAUGUAAAAUAAUAGAUUUUUAAUUUCUUAGUUUCUCCCCACCCGUCACUGCAAUAUAUGGUGUGAAAGUUUGUCAGUCAUUAACGUUACAGCGCAGUAGAUAUGAUCUACUCGAUAUCUAUCUUCUCGUUAGCUACCGACUAGGAAUUAACUUCAUUAGUGUAAGGUGUUUGACCGUAUCAUGGAUGUCAAUUUAAAAUAAGAAGAGGCAUUAACAUUAUUUAAUUGUCAUAUUGUCAUAACCAGUGCUGGUGCAAGUCUCAAAUAGGAUUUUACAGAUCCGGAGAUGGUAUAGGAGCAUUUACAAAUGCCAUGGAGUCAUCGUAAUUAUUAUUUUUUUUACUAAUAUAUAUCACAUAACAUUUGAUUUAUCGUAAGUUAUAACUAAGUAAGUAAUUUUCACAUGGUUUAUCAAUGAAAGAGGAUAGAAUCUAUAAUUUUCUUGUAUUUUGUUUUUUUUUUUAAAGAAGAAUCAUGAUACUUUUAUUUCUUUAGAAUAAUAUGAAUUUUCCAUGUGUAAAUUAUAAAUAAAAAUAAAAGAUUUAUAUAGGUUUAAUA